AGGGAGAGAGAGACAAAACCUUUGCACAGCAUCCACAAGACCAGAUGGGGAAGAACUACUAUGACGUGUUGGGGGUGCCCAAGGGCACAUCGGAUGCCGCGAAGAUCAAGAAAGCCUACCGGAAGCUCGCUCUCCGGUUUCAUCCAGACAAGCCAACGGGCGAUACAGCCAAGUUCCAAGAAAUCAGCGAGGCCUUCGAAGUGCUGGGCGACGACAAGAAGAAGAAGCUGUAUGACCAGUUCGGCGAGGCUGGCCUAGGUCCAGGCGUUGGCGGGGGAGGCGGAGGGUCUUCGGAGGAAAGCGGCAUGCCCUUCACGCGGUCGCGCGGAGCCUCGCCGUUCGGUGGCGGCGGGGGAGGGACUCACCAGACCUUUUCGUUCAGCACGGGCGGCGGCGGCGGCGGCGGAGGGUUCCACGGGAGCGACCCUUUCAGCAUUUUCGAGUCCAUGUUCGGCACCGGAGACAUCAACGAAGCCGUCGGCCGAGAGGGUUUCCCGAUGGGGGCGGGCUUGAACGGGAUGCGAAUGGGCGGCAUGGGUGGUGGCUUCGGUGGAGGCAUGCCGGCGGCAGGCUCUUCUUCCCCUCCAAAGGCGGCGAGGCGCCAGGCGCCGCCGGUGGAGCACUGCCUGAACCUGUCGCUGGAGGAGCUGUACCAGGGGUCCUCGAAGCGGAUGAGAAUCACCAAGAAGACCUCAACCGGGGAGGCGCAAGUCGACAAGACGAUCACCAUCAAGCCCGGCUGGAAGAAUGGGACGAAGAUCACCUACAAGCAGGAGGGCGACGAGCAACCAGGCAUGCUCCCGGCCGAUAUUGUAUUCGUGAUCAAGACCAAGCCUCACCCCAGGUUCACGAGGGAGGACCAUGACCUCAUCUGCACCGUCAUCAUAACGCUGGAGCAGGCGUUGACAGGCUUCACUAUCCCGAUCGACACCCUCGACGGUAGAAAGGUCAUGGUUACGGAGCCGGGCCUCUCGACGUCCUCCCAGGAGACCGUGGUCCGGGGAGAGGGGAUGCCGUCCCAGAAGGACCAACGAGUACGAGGGAACCUCACCGUCAGAUACAGAGUCGAGUUCCCACUACCGGCGAAGACAGAGGCCGAGAAAAGACGGCGCCGCCAAGCAGUCGAGAGCAUGUGA
Molecule: messenger RNA, 1136 nt
Organism: Ectocarpus siliculosus
Lineage: Eukaryota; Phaeophyceae; Ectocarpales; Ectocarpaceae
Source: the annotation of a GenBank genome assembly